AUGUCUGCGCCGAUGGAGCAACACGACGACGGCAUCGUGAUGCCCCCCGAUGAAGAUGCUCCCUCUCACCGAAGCGAUUCCAACAUCAAUUCCGACAGCGAUUCCGACGAUUCCUAUCGCCCCGACUUCGAAGCCCUACACACGGAACAGGUGGCGCGGAUGCGUGCCACGCUACAGUCUUCCUACCCUCCCAUUGAAGAAACCGAUUUUGACGCCAUCGUCGGACCCGCCGAGCCAACGUUUACGGCCACAUGGAAGAAGGAAGACGAAGAAUUGAUGCUCUUGGAAUGGGAUUCUUCUCACGAGAAGAAGGCAUACACUUGCAUCGACGUCAAGAAUGCAUCGCUAAUAACACUCUGGAAGGUCUGCAUGCGAAUGUUUCGGUGUACUCCCCUCGACCUGAUUUCCCCUUUGCUUAACUUGAAGUACGGCUCAUCGACUGUGGUAUUCUCUCAGGAGUUCUGUGAAGCUCUCACACCCCUCAUCGUACAUGGCGUAUGGCGAGGCUCCACCCAGCGUCUGGCCAUGGCUUUGCAGUACGCAGUCAUCUGCCGCACAGAUGACCGUCGGCCCUGGAAACCAGAGUUCCGCUGCUUUGCGCUCCACCUCCUUGUCUCCUCCAUGGACAAACACUCGAGUAUGCCUCAACCGAUCCACAAGAUGCACCACGAAGCACGCAUAUCGGACGUCAUGUACGAGAUUGGUGAAAUUGUCAGUGAGAUGUCACUGGACGUGACCACCACUGCCGGGUGCACCGUCUACAAGGGACACGAGGUCUAUUGCGUCACCACUCAAGACGUGGAACUGGUUACAAUGGCGGUUAAUUACGCAGCCUGGGGUGUGUUCACGACGGUGAAUGACGCCUAUGAACUGUUCCAGGGGCGCUGGACAACGACGAUCCACCCAAUUCGCAGCAGAUCCGAGACUUCCAUCAACGAGCUGGGCGACAGCAGCUACGCCUCUUGGCCAUGGCCGAAAAGCGACGAGCUGGGCCUGAGUCUUAGGUCCAAGUUCUGUUUGGAACGGUUGGACGACUACAGGGGCUUCGGGCAUCUCAAGAGUGUAACGGCAGGACGUUGUGGCAAGGGAGACUGGGCGAAUGGUCUUUUCAUGGAGGAGGGGUACCGGGACUCUGCUUUUAUUCCGAGGAAAUGGAUGCCGUUUGGCACUUUCCAUUUGAGCACAUGUCUUUGA
Messenger RNA from Fusarium vanettenii 77-13-4, 1194 nucleotides. RefSeq lists its product as uncharacterized. The transcript has 3 exons. The record is from RefSeq and is a predicted model, not a curated record. Lineage: Eukaryota; Fungi; Ascomycota; Sordariomycetes; Hypocreales; Nectriaceae. The coding region runs from base 1 to 1194 and encodes 397 amino acids.